Molecule: messenger RNA, 2466 nt
Organism: Ailuropoda melanoleuca (giant panda)
Lineage: Eukaryota; Metazoa; Chordata; Mammalia; Carnivora; Ursidae
Gene: KLHL2
Product: kelch like family member 2
Exons: 16
Coding region: 273-1940 (555 amino acids)
Molecular function (GO): protein binding
Source: RefSeq, a predicted model, not a curated record
GGGCGGGCAGUGCCGGCGUCCGCGGCUGGAAUGGUGCUGGUGCUGGCGGCGGCGGUCGGUGCCUGCGUUCUGAAGCCCGAGAGGAGCCACAAUGGAGACGCCGCCGCUGCCUCCCGCUUGUCUGCUGAACCACUUUUACUGAAUUUUCUGUGCUCAUCUUUGACAGAGCUUGGACACCGUAGAGAUGCACAAAGCAGGGUCAUCAGAAGUCUCUCGAUUCAAAAGAUGAUAAUACUGAAAAACACUGCCCCGUGACAGUGAAUCCUUGGCAUAUGAAGAAAGCUUUUAAAGUCAUGAAUGAAUUAAGAAGUCAAAAUUUGCUGUGUGAUGUCACAAUUGUGGCUGAAGACAUGGAAAUCUCUGCUCACAGAGUGGUGCUGGCUGCCUGUAGUCCUUAUUUUCAUGCCAUGUUUACAGGUGAGAUGAGUGAGAGCCGAGCAAAGAGAGUUCGAAUAAAAGAAGUAGACGGCUGGACCCUGAGGAUGCUGAUCGAUUAUGUUUACACUGCAGAAAUUCAGGUUACGGAAGAAAAUGUACAGGUACUUCUCCCAGCGGCUGGUCUGUUACAGUUACAGGAUGUGAAGAAGACCUGCUGUGAAUUUUUGGAAUCUCAGCUUCACCCUGUCAACUGCUUAGGAAUUCGGGCUUUUGCUGAUAUGCACGCAUGCACAGACCUCCUGAACAAAGCCAACACCUAUGCAGAGCACCAUUUUGCAGAUGUUGUACUUAGUGAAGAAUUUCUCAAUCUCGGCAUUGAACAAGUGUGCAGCUUAAUCUCAAGUGACAAACUUACCAUUUCCUCAGAGGAGAAGGUAUUUGAAGCAGUAAUAGCUUGGGUAAACCAUGACAAGGAUGUAAGGCAAGAAUUUAUGGCUCGGCUGAUGGAACAUGUGCGGUUACCUUUGCUUCCUCGGGAAUAUUUAGUUCAGAGGGUUGAAGAGGAAGCGUUGGUCAAGAAUAGCAGUGCUUGCAAGGAUUACCUCAUUGAAGCUAUGAAGUAUCAUUUGCUGCCAACAGAGCAGCGUAUAUUAAUGAAGAGUGUCCGGACCCGACUGAGGACACCUAUGAACCUUCCCAAAUUGAUGGUGGUAGUUGGGGGCCAAGCACCAAAGGCUAUCCGAAGUGUGGAAUGCUAUGAUUUUAAAGAAGAGCGAUGGCACCAAGUAGCAGAAUUACCUUCCAGGAGAUGUAGGGCAGGGAUGGUCUACAUGGCUGGGCUCGUUUUUGCUGUUGGUGGCUUUAAUGGCUCCUUGAGAGUCCGCACUGUAGAUUCCUAUGACCCCGUGAAAGAUCAGUGGACCAGCGUUGCUAACAUGCGGGACCGUAGAAGCACUUUGGGGGCCGCUGUAUUGAAUGGGUUGUUAUAUGCCGUGGGAGGCUUUGAUGGCAGUACAGGUUUAUCAUCUGUGGAAGCAUAUAAUAUAAAGUCUAAUGAGUGGUUUCACGUGGCUCCAAUGAACACAAGGAGGAGCAGCGUGGGUGUUGGUGUUGUUGGAGGCUUGCUCUAUGCUGUAGGGGGUUAUGAUGGAGCUUCACGUCAAUGUCUUAGCACAGUAGAAUGCUAUAAUGCUACAACAAAUGAGUGGACCUAUAUAGCAGAGAUGAGCACCAGACGCAGCGGAGCCGGUGUUGGUGUGUUAAACAACUUACUGUAUGCUGUUGGGGGUCAUGAUGGUCCUUUAGUCCGAAAAAGUGUUGAAGUGUAUGAUCCCACCACCAAUACAUGGAGACAGGUUGCAGAUAUGAACAUGUGCAGAAGAAAUGCAGGAGUUUGUGCAGUUAAUGGUCUGUUAUAUGUAGUUGGCGGGGAUGAUGGUUCCUGUAACUUGGCAUCUGUAGAAUAUUAUAAUCCAACGACUGAUAAGUGGACAGUUGUGUCAUCUUGUAUGAGCACAGGGAGAAGUUACGCAGGGGUCACAGUUAUUGAUAAACCAUUAUGAGCCGGAAGGACCUUUUUGGCCUAUUUAUACACGAGAAGCAGGCUUCACCAAGUAUUUCUGAAGCUACUCAGAGUCUAGCACUUCUCCACUUGUGGCUGCUCUUUAAGUCUCAGCAGAAGAUCAGAUCGGCUGCCUUAAUAGGCCUCAGAUACUGAAGAUUAUUUUUGGUAGAAGCACUGCAUAGGCUUUUUCUGCAAUGAGCAGCAGCUGACUGAAUUUUAAUAAGAAACCGGGACUACAGUACUUAUUCUGUAGUCUUUAGACAACAGUUGCUUUCUUAAAGACUAGUUCUUACCAACCUCGAAUGACUAUGGAUUAUUUUGUGAAGGACGAUAAAGUAACGUGUUCUUGUAAAAUUAAAUUUUAUCUUUAUUCCUUCUCCUGAAAAUCUGUAUACACAGGAACUGAAAAUCUUUGAACAGGUAUUAAAAUCUGUGUAAGUAUACAAACUAGCUGAGGGAUAAAACUGUUUGCUUUUAUAAAAUAUCUUUGAUUACAUGAGUAUAAUAAAUUGUGUGCAUAUAAA